UUCUAAAAUUUCUCAUCCGUUUCAAGUUUGAAAUGCUCAGGGAUCUUGGGUGGGCAUAUUGUUUCGUGAAUAGGAUUGCUUCAAGCCAUAUUGCACUGGAUAUCCAAGCUGCCUUUCUGAAGCCAACCAAUCUUUUAGAGAUUUUAUGGUUUCACAAGUUCCCAUUUCAAGUUUGAAACUUUGAAACGCUCAGGGAUCCUGGGAGGGCAUAUUAUCUUGUGAAUAGGAUUGAUUCAUAGCCCGCUGCUAAUGAGUUUAGUCCAUUAAACAGUCUUCCGAAAAACAAAAGGUUCAAAACUGCUCAUUUUGGUUCAGGGGUAAAACUGGUAACAGAGGAAAAACAAUCAACUCAUUUACCUGGGUAAAUUUUCUGACAAAGGAACACGGAUAGUUACAUUUAUCUGGGGAAGUUUUACCUGGAUAAUAGGAUCCACAAUGGUUAUAUCAUGUAAGUGUAGCCAAUCGCCGAGGUUACUUUUGUAAAUUCAAGUGGGAUUUACUGGAAGUAGAUAAGUCUCUUAAAAUCUCAAUAUCCAGAGGAAGCCAAAUUGCACACAGAAAACACAAAACACCAUGGAAUUCUGCCUGUUACUACGAGCUCCACCCCUCAUCAGAUCCCUUUCUUCAACUAGUCGAACCAAAUCAAUCUCUCAUUUCCCUCCAACAAAGCUUUCUGAAAGACAUACUCGUUUUUCACCAGCAGCUCCUCUCUUGGCAGCCUUGAAGAGUCCGAGAGGCUUUGGACCUUCCACGAAGAAGAGCAAGACGAAGAAGCCAAAGAAAGGUGAUGGGACAGCCAGUGACGAUGAAGAUGAUGACUAUGACCCAGACGAAGGUAUUAUUCCGGAGGUAGUGACCAACCGGAUGAUGAGCAGGAUGGCAUUCUCAGUGGGGAUUCCUUUAUUCAUUGGACUACUCUUUUUCCCUUUCUUUUAUUAUCUCAAAGUGGUAUUGAAGAUCGACGUGCCCACCUGGGUUCCCUUUAUAGUGUCCUUCUUCUUCUUUGGCUCGGCUCUGUUGGGGGUGAGUUAUGGGAUUGUGUCGUCCAGUUGGGAUCCAUUGAGGGAGGGGUCUCUGUUGGGGUGGAAUGAAGCCCAGAAGAAUUGGCCUGUGUUCUGGCAAUCUCUCUGGGGUAGAUCAGGCAAGAAGUAGAGAGAGAGAGAGGUUCCAAUUGAAAGAGGGGAUAAGAAUUUGUUUUUUUCUGUUUUUCGUAAGUGAGGUAAUGUUGUAAUUAAAUCAUUAAAUGUAUAACAGAGCACAGUUCAAAGAAAAUAGCUUUCAUGCUUUGGAACCCAA
Molecule: messenger RNA, 1296 nt
Organism: Nelumbo nucifera (sacred lotus)
Lineage: Eukaryota; Viridiplantae; Streptophyta; Magnoliopsida; Proteales; Nelumbonaceae
Gene: PAM68
Product: PAM68-like protein (DUF3464)
Source: RefSeq, a predicted model, not a curated record